AUUUCAGCAUCACGCUUACGUGCAGGUGCACACACACACACACACACGUGUGAACUGGGUUGUGAUGGAAAACUGGAUUUCUUCCAUGGUCACAGUCAAAAGUAUUUGAAAGUCCCGAUUCUGUAAGGACCCUUUUCCUGUGGGCGGGUGGGUCUGGGGCUUGCAAAUGCCCUGCCCGGAAGUUCGCAGCAUCACACACCCUAGCACCCAGCCCUGUCCUACAGGCUGUCCCAGGCUUGCUGAGAAGGCAGCUCUGUUGAUUGCUUUUAGAGGAAACAUGAGAGGCCUGUAGGUCAGAGUGCCGGGGCUCCCGUCCCUGGCUGUGUCACUCAGCAGACAUCUCCUCUUCCAUGGUCUCAGACAAAGGGGACUCACCCCACCCCAACCUGACAGUGGCCGGCACUUGAAGGAGGGGCAUCGUGAGCUCCCAUGCAGGUUCUGGGACUCUGGGGGUUAAUUCUCAGAAUGCACCCAUUUCCUAUCCCAACCCCAUCCCUAACGCUUUGGUUACGUAGAUGUAGAUGGACCACAAUUCCUGAUUUGUUUGGCUUUUUAAAUUUUUAUUUAUUAUAUUUGAAAGGCAGAAAACCCAUCCACUGGUUCAUUCCCCUAAAUUCCAAUAAUAGCAGGGAUGAACCCAGCUGCAGCCAGAAACCAGGAACUCCAUCUGGGUCUCCCACCUGGCAAUCGGCAGGAAGCUGGACUCAGGAGCGGAGCGGUGGCUCGAGCUCAGCCGUGGGGCACGAGCAGCCCGAGCACACACACUGUUUCCAGUGCCUGCUCUGCAGUGCUUGGGUUUCACACCCGCCAUCUCUCAUCUUUUUAAUUAAUUUAUUCAAUUCUAUGAACAGCCCUGGUGAACGCACCCCUAAGCCAACAACUAGAAUGCUGCCACUCAGCGUCUGCUCCAGUUCAUACGCGCCCCCAUCAGUCCUCGAAACUUCCUGUUCUGCAUCCUCAACGCUGGUGCCAGGGGCACUGGCCUGCACAGCGUCAGGAACUCUGCAAUGGCUACGGAAGUGACGGCUCAGCUGGCUGAACACCCACUGCCGAGUCCCAGACUCUCUAGAGACGAAUCGAGACUGGAACAGGAAACCCAGGGGCCGGGCCAGCGGAGUCCCCAGAGGGCCCAGGGGCAGCGAGCGCUGCUUAGCAUAUCCAGAGUCCAUCUGUACUCCUGCAGAGGGACACCCUCCAGCCAGGGCCGCCAGCAGGGAGUGCAGACAGCCAUCAGUCCAAAGGCUGAGCUGAAAGCCGAGAAGAAGCCAGGCCACAGGCCACGGAGCCAGGGGGACGGAGGGCCACAGAGAGAGCUGGUGAUCCCAGGAGUCGUGGAUUUUGAGCUGAUCCCGGAGACGGUGACGACCCCCAAGCCCCAAACCCCUGGCUCCUACCGCUUUGGCCGCCUCAGCCACCACUCCUUCUUCUCCCGGCACCACCCUCACCCUCAGCACGUGACCCACAUCCAAGAUCUAACCGGGAAGCCCGUCUGUGUCGUCAGGGACGAGUUCUCUAUGGCACCCUUGCCUGAGUCCACACCCUUGUCUCGCUGUCUGAUGGGGAUGCCCACCAUCUCCAGCCCCAUCGGAGACCCCCAGUCCAACCGGAACCCUCAGCUUCCUUCUGAGGCCUGGAAGAGGGAACUCAAGGAGCUGUCUUCCCGGGUGGCCACCUUCACCAAGGAGAAUGAGCUGAAGACCCAAGAGCAGAAGGAAGAGCCUCUGCGGGAGCAGGGGGCAAAGUACUCGGCCGAGACGGGUAGGCUCAUCCCGGCUUCCGCCCAAGCUGUUGGCCGCCGCAGCUCCCGCCAGCGGAGCCACCGCGCGGGCAGAGAUGGAGGAGUGCAAGGCUUCCUCCUGCAGGAUCAGGAUCUGCUGCGCGACCUCGCCUCGCCAGGAAUUAGGUUCUCAGGUCCCGUGGGGAGGGGGCACAGGGCAGGACUCCAGGGGCUCCACCUCCCUCCAUGGGCCCCGAGCCCCACCCGCCGAAGCCCCAGACACCCUAAGAAGGCUGGCCUAGGGAGCCCCCAUAGCCCAUCCGAGCCGGAACUGGACCUUUUCCUGAUGCUACUUGGCUGGAGAGCACAGGGGAAGUUGAGCCCUGAAGUAGCAAAGACGCCACAGGAGGAAGAGGAUGCGGCCAGGAGGGAAUCCCACGCCGGGCAUCUGGCAGCGGCAGCAGCCCACCCUGAGCCCCAGGCUGCCCAAUGGGGCAGCCCCACCUCCCCACUAACAGCGCCAGACUCUGGGAGCUCCAGGGUGGGGAGGCCUGAGGGGGUCCUGAGAUCCCCACAACAAGGACCCAGCCACAUGGGACUCGGUCCUGGAGCUCCUUUGUCAGAUCCUGCAGACAGACUCGCUGAGCGCCAUCCAGUUCUGGCUACUCUACGCUCCCCCCAAGGAGAAAGACCUGGCUCUAGGACUCCUACAGACAGCGGUGGCUCAGCUCCUCCCUCAGCCUCUGGUCUCCAUCCCAGCAGAAAAGCUCCUGCACCAGCUCCAAGAAGUCCAAGAACCACCACCACAAGAGAAGCCGCAGCCAGCUUCCAGUCAAUCCCCGAAGAAAAUGAAGACCCCACCUCUACCCAAAAGCGAAAAGCCAGAGUACAUCGGGAAAGCGCAGGUCCUGCGGAUGCCCUUGAGCCUGGACAAAGGCGAAAAACCAUCAGAGGCAAAAGCAGGGAGCUGAGAAGUGCAGAGCCCAGCAAGGCACCUUGGCCCGCCUGGCACCAAGGCAGCUCCCAAGUCUGGGAGAACUUCGGCCCCAACCGCUUCAACAGCAGCUCCUAAACUCCUCGCAGAGUCUUCCAAAUAAAAGUCUGUCUUCGCUUCGGGAGGACAGGCCCGCUCCCCCAACACUGAAAGCUCUGUGCUUGUGUUCAGCUGCACAGAACCAGUCCUCCCCAAGGGGCCGACCUGGUUCCAGAAUGUUCCAAGAACCGCAGGGCAACUGGUUUAGCUGGGGUGGCCUGAGAAACAGGCCCUGCACCUCCCGCAGUCAAGACAGGGUUCUGGGGAGGCUAGGGCAGAAGUCAGGGAAGGGAUGCACAGGGUGCCUUAGAGUGAACAUGUUCCCAGUGCCCGAGUUUCUGCGGGCUGGGCACAGAGGCAGUGGCUUGGGUAACGGAGCUGUUUCACACACUGCAUAAACAAUGGCGUCUCCACAAAGCCCUACAAGGUAGAGGAUCAGCCGCUCUGUGCACGUUUUGCUUUUUUUUCUUAACAUCAUAAAACUUCCACGCUAAGUGCACAGUGCAGCGGCAUUCAGUGCGUUCACAGUGUUGCACGACCAGCACCGCCACCCUCUGCAGAGCUGAACCCGCACCAUCAGGCAGUAGCUUCCUUGCAUUAUCUGGUCCAUUUCUCAACGCUGCAAUGAAAUUCCUGCAGCUGGACAGGAGGCGCCAGGGUCCACCUCCAGUGAUGCCCUUCCUGCACUGGCACAGGUCAUCACAUGGCGAGAGACAGGAACACACGUGGGUAUAGUGUGUCUCUUCUGGCCUCUCUCCCUUUUCUUAAAAAAGCACCUGGAUUCAAUGGGGGAGCUCCAUCCUAAUGAUCUGUAAUCCUACUUGCCUCCCAAAGGCUGACCUCCAAACACCUUAGUUUAAUGAAUUAAGUUUCCUCUCUCUGAACACCAACACACGAACCCCAGACGACACACUGAAAAUACGGCAUCCCGCACCUGGCCCCCAAGGCUCGUGUCCCUUUCACAGUGCAAGACCCAGCAGUUCCUUCCCCAGCAUCCCAGAGCCUCAACCCUUGCCAGCAGUCACCCGAAAGCCCAAAGUCUUGGGGUUGGCACUGUGGCACCAGUGGGUUAAAGCCCCCGCCUGCGGCACUGGCAUCCCCUAUGGACACCGGUUCAAGUUCCGGCUGCUCCACGUCCGAUCCAGCUCCCUGCCUAUGUGCCUGGGAAAGCAGCAGAGGAUGGCCCAAGUGCUUAGGCCCCUGCACCCAUGUGGGAGACCCAAAGGAAGCUCCUGACUCCUGGCUUCAGAUCGGUGCAGCUCCUAACAUUGCAACCAUUUGGGGAGUGAACCAGCAGAUGGAAGUCUGUCUGUCUGUCUCUUCUCCAUCUGUCUCAACCUCUCUCUGUAAACCUGCCUUUUAAAUAAAUAAAAUAAAUUUUUUUAAAAAAAG
Messenger RNA from Oryctolagus cuniculus (rabbit), 4142 nucleotides. The record is from RefSeq and is a predicted model, not a curated record. Lineage: Eukaryota; Metazoa; Chordata; Mammalia; Lagomorpha; Leporidae.